Messenger RNA from Paramecium sonneborni, 1151 nucleotides. NCBI's taxonomy places the organism in Eukaryota, Ciliophora, Oligohymenophorea, Peniculida, Parameciidae. The record is from the annotation of a GenBank genome assembly.
AUGUCUACAAUAAUAAUCAAUGAAGAUUAUGAUUCAGAUCUAGAACUAUUUGAACAACGUAAUCAUUAGAGUAUUCAUAUUCAUUUAUUUUUAGUUUAAUAAUUAAAACAACAGCAAUUACAAUUUAAAGAAAAGUUACUCUAACAUAUUUAGAAUAAAGAUUAUGAUUGCAAUCUUAUCUCUCCUAUACCAUAUCCUAUGGAUCAACCAAUUAAAGAAAAGAAAUUAAAUCCAGACAAUCUUGUAUAAUUAAAUAAAAGUAAUGAUUUAAUUAGCAAUCGUUCAUAACUUUCCUCAAAUAAUUGUUAUCAAUCCAAAUCUAACAAGAUAAAUUUAAAAGGACACUAUUUAUUGAAAUAAAAUUAUUUGCCCAAAACUCCAAAUACAAAAGGACCAAAUGUUUCUACUACAAAAUCAUAUUGCAAAAACAAUAAAACUAAUUUAAAUAAUAAGAAAUUUCCCUCUAAUAUUUCUACUUGUGAAUAAAAAUCAGCAAGAACUCCAGAAAAAUAAAAAAACUAUAUCGGUAUUUUAUCUCCUUCUCCUUAUAACUCUUGGUUAAAAAGAGAAUAUUAGAAUAAAUCAAAAUAAAAUAAUUUAUCUUCUUUCAUAAAUAAAUCUAUUCAUGUUGAAAAAAAGAAAGAUGCUAAUCACAUAAUUAAAACUGAAGAAAAUAUUCAAAACAAAAAAUAAUGUGAAAAAAAAAUAGAAAAUAAAAUUCCUUCUGAUAAACCAAAAAAAGGAUUUGAAUAAUGGUAUGAUUCAUAAAAGAAAUGGUAAAUGCAUAUUACAAUUUUAGGUUAACUCAAACUGAAGAGAAAAUCUUUAAAUAAAAACUUUAAAUGGAGUAAGAAUUAGUUGAAUAAGAGCAAUUCAGUUAUUCUCCUGAAAUUCAUGAAGGCUCUAGAUUUAUUGUACAAAAGAAAUACAAUAAUGCUAGCUUAUUAGAAAGAUAGAAGUUCUAUCAAGAAGAAUUAUAGUAUAAACAAUAUCAAAAGAAAUUAAGAGAAGAAGAGGAUUAAAAAAUAAAUUAAAUUAGGAUAAGUCCCUUUUCAAGAAAAAUAUUAAGAAGCGCAUCCCCUAAAUCAAAUUGUUCAUUUACAAUAUGUAAUUCUUCCAAUUAAAAUUAUUCAACCAUAAUAAAAAAAUGA